AUGACACAGAGUGGGGUAGAAAAGGACAGCUAUGGCAAUGAAGUGCCACGUUUGGCACGUCCAUUGCCAGUGGAAUAUUUGCUGGUAGAUAUUCCUGCCUCCACUCCAAUCAACCCAGUUUCUACAUUUCAUGCUGACAAUGAUAUUCAACCUUUUCCAGUAGAGAAUAGAAUGGUAGAUGGACAUAUUCAAGACUUUAAUGCGCUGAGCAGUUAUAUGCAACAGUUUCCUCCAGAUCAGUUUCUGAAGGCUGCAUCCGAUUUUCAUUUCCUGUUAUAUAUUUCUACUAUGGAUAUGUUACCAAUGAAGGAGUAUAUGGGACCACUUCUAGAGGCUGUCAAAACACAGAAUGCUGAGCAAGCUCAAGAUUGGUCCAAUUCUGAACAUUGGGCAACAGUAGAACAGCUGAUUGCUGCCAGCUCCUCAUCGCCUCCACAGUCACGCCCCCAUAGUGUGGCCUUUGCUGAGGUAGCUUCAGGAGCUAAUCUAGGCUUUGGGUCUGCGAGUGGUAGUGGACUCGGAUCUGGUCUGCCUGCAGCAAGUGGUGGAGGAAACAAUUCCUUGUGGACUUGCCCACAUUGCACUUUUCUCAAUCAAGCUGAUCUUGUCAACUGUGAAAUGUGUAGAUUGCCAAGGUAAACCAUUAAACUGCACUCUAAAACUUGGCCCAUUUUUACAAUUGUUGAGGGAUGUGAUAACUGAUUUGUUACUGAUGCUUUAUCUCAGUGAAAUCAGUAAUUAAUAAGACACAAAAAAUCAUGUGAUUAUUACCUGUAACUUGAAGGGAAAGUACUUGUUGAAUUCUUUUGGUCAUAAAGCUUAACCUUUUAUUAAGAGGUGACCUUUAUGAUCUUUCUAUUAUAUAAAAGUAAUUUUUUAUAUUUUCACAUUAUGCAGCUGUAUGUAACAGUUCUAAGAAAAUUCAAGAAACAGUCAAUAUAGAAGCCACUUGGAAAAAAUUCCAUGAUAAUUUAUGAAAGGUUUGCUGAAUGUAUAGAAAACCCAUAAUCCUUGUAUAUCUAAAGCUUCUCUAUUCUUCCCAUUAUUUAAUUUGUGUUAACAAAGGCAGAGAGAAACAAAUUCUUCUCUUAUAUUGUUCAUUUUAUACUUCACUCUGGAUGUAGAAACACUUGGUUUGUGAUUGCAUCUUCAAGUUGGUUUGAAGGAAUUCCUGAUUGAGUGUGAUAUUUUUGUGGAGAUAAUUUAUUAUGAAUCAAGUCAUUUUGGUUUGUCUGUUGUAGUUAAGACAUUCAAAACCACCAGUAAAAUGUUUUUUGAUUAAAUUUCCAUUAAUUGUACCACAUGUGUGUGUUGAAUAUUGAUUUCAUUUUAUAUUCCAUUAUGCAAAAAAACUGGAAUGUCAUAAAAAUGUUUGUUUAUUCAGGCAGAAAAGAAUAUACUUGUACAUGAUUUAAUUGAUAUUAAUUAUAUUACUUUUCAGACAUGCAUGUUUCCUCUUUAACUUUUCACAGAUGUUGUUAGCUUUUGUAUUUCUUUAAUAGAUGAAUCAAUACAGUUCACCAGUUUGACACA
Messenger RNA from Gryllus bimaculatus (two-spotted cricket), 1533 nucleotides. Lineage: Eukaryota; Metazoa; Arthropoda; Insecta; Orthoptera; Gryllidae. The record is from the annotation of a GenBank genome assembly.